Aphidius gifuensis is the source of this 758-nucleotide messenger RNA. RefSeq names its product protein DPCD. NCBI's taxonomy places the organism in Eukaryota, Metazoa, Arthropoda, Insecta, Hymenoptera, Braconidae. The record is from RefSeq and is a predicted model, not a curated record. Bases 77 to 682 code for a protein of 201 amino acids. The transcript has 4 exons.
AACAGUUGUCAUGGAACCAAUAACAAUUAACCAACAAACUAAACAAUAAAAUAACAAACUCAAAUGUGACACCAGCAUGGCGUUAGAAAAUUGGCUAGAAACUAUAAAAAAAGCUAAAAAAACUGCAAUUAUUCAAAAUGAUAAUCGAAAAGUCCACUUUUUAUUUGAUGAUGGACAACAAAUGGUUGAAGAAUAUAACACACGUACAAAUGUUGUGACACGACGAGCAUGGAGAGAAAAAGGAAAAUUAGGCCAAGACAAUGGAUGGAUCGUAGAAGUUGGUGAUCCAGAGCCAUCAAAAAUUGAUACUCUUGAAAAUUUUAAUAUCAAAGAAAGUUCAAGUGCUCCAAUUGUUUCAAGAAGAAUAACAAAAUUAUCACUUGAAUGGAGAAUAAGAAAUCUCGAGUAUCCAGAAAAUGUUUAUUCAGUAACUGCUGAAGAUGAUACAAUAAUCAUUCGAACAAGUAAUAAAAAAUAUUACAAAAAAUUAAAAGUUCCUGAUUUAGAAAGAAUUCAUCUUAAACCAGAACAAGACAGAAUUAAAUUUACUCAUAAAUACAACACUCUUAUAAUAACAUAUGAUAAACCUCCAGCUUUGUUACAACUUGAGAAAGAAAUAUUAAAUGUUGUACUAAGUCUGCCAACAAGAGAAGAAGGUGAUCCACAAUGUCCAACAAAUUAAAUAAUUAAUUUAGAUGAUUAAUUUGUUAAAUUUACAAACAACAAGUCAUCAUUUUAAAUUGCUGUUUUAUAAUUAA